Messenger RNA from Macrobrachium nipponense, 7460 nucleotides. Its product is annotated as translocator protein-like. The record is from RefSeq and is a predicted model, not a curated record. The transcript has 4 exons. Gene Ontology annotation, cellular component: mitochondrial outer membrane. Lineage: Eukaryota; Metazoa; Arthropoda; Malacostraca; Decapoda; Palaemonidae. The coding region runs from base 90 to 620 and encodes 176 amino acids.
CAGUUUCUUUCUAGAACUCUUACCAGAGGUAAAAAAAAGACAAAAAAGGUGCGCACUUCCCCCACUCUACGAGAAACUUUCAAUUGAAGAUGGCAUGGUUUCCAAUGUCCCUCCUGUUUGCUGUAGUCUUUCCAAACAUUGGUGGGAUUAUGGGAGGUUUUAUAACUUCCAAGAAUAUUCCUACCUGGUAUCAGAACAUAAAGAAACCAGAGUGGCGCCCUCCUAACUGGGCUUUUGGACCUGCAUGGACAUACCUUUACUGUUCAAUGGGCUAUGCAUCCUAUCGAGUUUGGUUUGAGCUUGAAUCUCCUAAUGUGUUGUCUGUGUUAACUCUGCCAGCACCUUUAAUUUUAUACCUUCUUCAGAUCACUCUAAACUGGAUUUGGACACCAAUUUUCUUUGAAAUGAAGAACUUAACUCUGGCUUUAGUAGAGAUUCUUCUUCUUGAUGCUGCAGUUAUUGCAACUGGCUUUGCAUUUUGGAAUGUUGAUGAUGUUGCUGGAUUGCUAAUUAUUCCAUAUGUUGCUUGGUUAAUGCUGGCAACAGCCCUAACUUACUGUAUCUGGAGAGAUAAUCCUGAAUGGAGACAUGGGUAUUCCCAGGAGGCUAAGCAAGAGUGAAUGCUGUCUCAUGAUUGAGAAAUAUGGUAAGUUUUUAAUUUGUGACAAAAAAGUGAUAGAAAGUAAUUAUUUGUUUGUUAAACCAAAGAGUGAAGAUUGUAAUGUGUGGGUUUUUUAUGGUUCAGUACCUUAUUACUAGUAUGGCAGUAAAAAGAGAAUGAUUGCCAUUUGUAAGUUUGUGAAGAAUGAAAAUAUAAUUGGUUCUGCUAAAUGAGAUGUUGAAUAUCAUAAUGUCUCAUAAAAAGAAUAAGUGAUACAUAUUUGGUACAAUUAUGUUGUUUGAUAAAUAAAGAAGAAUGUAAGGGAGUCAAAAUUGAUUACAUAUAUACUUGCCUGUCUUCAUUUUAUGGCUUAGUAAAGAAAAUGUAUUCCAUCACUGAGGAGCCAGUUUAAAACAAAGAAAAUAAUUAUUAUGAAACAUAGACUGAAAAAAAUUACAAACAUUUUUGUGAAUGAAUAUUGUAUUGUAUUGUAUUGUGUACAUGGGGAGUGAAUCAGUAGAAUAUGUCAAUAAAAGAUUUUCAGGGUUUUGCAUGGUCUUCAGUGACAAAGUUCUAUUGUCAAGUAGAGUUUUGCUGGCAGCUAAUGCCAUUAACAAACUUUUUAAGUGCCUAGACAGCCAGUCCAAAAAAUAACUGUAUAAAAUAAUAAUCUGUAUUUGUAAAAACAUUUAUUUUAUAUGUUCUCAUAAUUACACUUAUAAUAAGAGGCAAAAGAUUAUUGGGAACAUUGUGCAAAUCUAACAAAGUGUACACUGUCAGAUUAAAAGAAAGUAAUUUGGGAUGAAUCUCACCUACUGUUAAUAAUAGCCUAUAGCUUUACACCGAUAAGCUACGUGGCAUUCCAACAAAGGAAGAUCGCAAUGCUGACAGGGAUGCCUGUCUAGUAAACCUGUUCUCCACCAAGUGUGUUUCGAAUGUUUUAGUUCUUGUCAGAAUUCUCCUUGCCACCAUUGUGUGUAGGCACUAGUUGGUAUUUCCUGGUUUUGGCUGUUCGUUGCUUUCAUGGUACUGUACAUUUGUUUUUCCUAGGAUGCCCUCCACUGGAAGCAAGGCAAAGAAUAUUUGGCUCUGUUAGAAUGAUUACUGUGUUUUAGCAGGAUAUUGAAUUUUGAGAUAUAUACACACUGUUUGUGCCAGCUCCAGGGGUAUACAUAGUAUGUGAUCUUGAGAACAGAUAUGAGGAAUGUAGGAAUUUUUUAAGGACUUUAUGCUUAAGUUUGUUAGAUGUAGGAAGAGAAGAGAAGCAGAUAGGUUGUGAAAGCAAAUAGUCAAGUCUGGUCAUAAACCUGUCUUUUCUCUCUUUCUGGCCUCCCUCAAGGUCUUACCCUUACUCAGUCUAAGACUUUUUCAGUUCAGGAACAGUGUGUUGAGGAGUUAGAACAGGAUGCAAACCUUACUUUAGUCAGUGAAAGGUUUACCUGAGUUUAUGUUGGGGAGCUAUUCUGGGUCUCCCCAUAGUACGUAUGUGAUCAUUUUCGAGUGCCCUGUAAGAGGUAAGAUGUCGGUGCCUUUUCCCAACUGUGGCCAGAGCCUAGGAUUGCCCUGCGACAGUUUGAAGAUUCGCUGCUUGGGAACUGUGUCAGUUCUUGGGUCGAUGUGAUUCUGUGCCCUUUGUCACCUGCCUCUGAUUUUUCAUGCUCUUAAGUCUCUUUUAAUGAUUUAGAUAAAAGAUUGUUUCAGUUAGCAUAAAUCUUUGCUCCAUAUUUGUCAUUAGCACCUAGUAAUGAGGUUGUUAGCAACACUAUGACUACACUGUUUUUUUCCAUCUUUCCAUCUGCCUGUGGUGUUUGCACAUGGUAACACUAUACUCUGUUUUUUUCCAUCUGUCCAUCUGCCUGUGGUGUUUGCUCAUGGUAAUACUGUGUCCUGGGCUUUAAAUAAUAUCCUAUUUCGUAUAUUAAUGGUGUAAUUCGCCUACAGUAAAUUAUUAAAACACUUUUCAGUUGCAAAUGAACACCCAGAUAUCCUUUUAUUUACCUAAAACUUACACAUAGUGUAACUAUAUAUAGGCCGGGACACAGUGUUACUAUGCGCGACCACCACAGACGGAUGGACAGAUGGAAAAAAACAGAGUAUAGUUAUAUAUGUAUUGACAGUGUUAUUAAUGUGUCUGUAGUGAAUUGUGCUUAUUCUGAUGUUAUGUUAACUCAGUCGAUUUUUAAAACAAUCUCUUCUACAUUUGCUGCUUAUUCUAAAUCGUUGUCUGCUAUUCUUCUUUCUACUCAAAAUGCAUCUUUUCGUUCUUUACAGCAAAGAACAUGCUGUUUUACCUAUCUGUGAGUCUCUUCCUUCUGUUUCUUCUGCUCAGCCAACUUGUGUUGACUCAAGUUAGCUACUUCGGACUGGGUUCCCUCAGUUUCCCCUUUCAUCAAGUUGGGGAUUCAUUACAGGUAGUUGCCUGCUGUUGCCCCAACUCCUCCUCUAACAGAAGAAGAGUGAAUUAGAGGAAUCUUCUUUGGUUUUUUGGCAUUUGUUAGAGUUGCACUUUGCUGUAUCCUUAUUUAGUGAAGGAAAGAGGUCCCUUAGAAAAUAGGUCUUUGUUACCUCUUAGUAUUUUGUUGCCCAUUAAGUAUUUGAAGAAACCCAAGCAUUCUCCUCCAGUUAGAACACCUUUCAUAAGUCUUACAGUUUUUAUCUUCCUCUUUUUUAGCUGUUUUUUUUUUUUCUUUUUUUGAAGUCACAAAGAGCCACCACAUAAUGAUACAGGUGCUUUACUGGCACUUAAACUGAAGUCUUGGAUCUCUUUGCAUAUUUUUUCCCUUUGAAGAGAUGUACUCUUGAGACUGACGAAGUGCUCUGGACACACUGAGAUGGAGGUUUUUUUUAGGUCUCUGUUUAGUGUUAAAGUUUUUUUUUUUUCUGAACUUUUGCACAGUAUGCUUGCCUCUUCUCUAUGCCAGCAAAAAUAUUUAUGGCUAGAGAGUUUGUGGUACCAGCUGCAAGAGUGUAGUGCCAUCUUAGAGAGUUUGUGGCACCAACUUAAAGUGUUUGUGGCAUCGGAGGAAUUUUAGCAGAAACUGUCUUAGAGCUUUUAACUUGCAUGGUUAAGUCUAUUUCUGGCACUGUAGGUGAAUGCUUUCAUGUUUAUACUAGCGUUUAUGCUCUUUUCUGUCAUCACGGUUUCUCCUGCACAGGUGAUGGCUGUUGUUUUGUGUUUUCCCUCAGGUUACCUCUUAAGCACAAAACAAUAGAAUUUCUCAGUUAAUCUCUCAGUUAGUGGUAGAAAAGGCCUUCCUCUUCUCUUUCUUCAAGUUCUCAUUUAAAAAUCGUACCUCUUUAUCCCAAGUCUUUUAUAUCUUUCAGGGAUUUGUUCAGCCUCAAGUUCCAGUAGGAGGUUGCAGGCCUUCUUGCAUGUUUGGAGAGAGUUACGAGCAGAACCUUGAAUAGUGGAGGCACUGAAGGAGAGUUCUGACUUUUCGGGUUGCCCCUUCACUGGUGUUGUCUCCGACAGCCUUUCUUUUGUAUCUUCUCCACCUGAAGUAUCUUGUUCUUCGGUAGGAGGUUAUAAUUAGAGAAGAUUCCAGUGAAGCAGAUGUCUGUUUUCACUGGGAUUUCACCUCCCAGCUUUUUCCUAGCACCAUAAGCAACCAGAGAUUAGCACCCAGAGUUGGACAUAUCAAGGCUGAACAACUUAUUCUUGUCCCCAUUCGUCAUCGUUUUUUUUUAAAUCAAAAGAACUAUUGAAUGAUUCAGUGGGCAUGCAGUAUGUAUUUUUCACAUACGAAUAGAUUCUUGGUUGUGCAAGCCCCUUCAGUGUGGAUUUGCAGGGAAGGUAUUCCUGUUUAUGAGGAAUUUGUUGCCCAUAAGGGGAUGGUUUUGUCUUUUAGGGGCAAGAGCUCUUUUCUACUGUGUUGACUCAAGCAGUUGAAGUGUUCCUCCAAGUUUGAUAUAAUAGUUUUGAUGCAUAUGCCUUCCCCCUUUAUGAACUCUAAAGAAAGUAUAGAACAAAUCUCGAAUACAAGAAUUAUUCAAUGACUUCCAUACCCCCUCUGUAGCCUCAGAGGGAAUAAUUUUAGAACUUUCUAGAUCUCCAGGUAGAUCUCUGGUGUUCUCCCAUUAAAUUUCAUUCAGUUCCACCAAACUUCUGCAUUCCACAGUUAACUGCUUGGAGAUGCUCAGCCAUCUCCUUGGGUUUUAUCUUUAAUGAAUUGGUGAAACAACCUUGGCCUUGUAUCAAAAGCAUCAAUUUGUGUACAUAUUGCUAUGAGUGCCAUUCUAGAAGAAUUCUCAGCAUCCAUACCCCUGUAGACAUCAAAGUGUCAUCGUUUUCCUAGGUACUACAGUGAGAAUUUUUCACUGUCUACUUUCGAGAUUAUACUUCCAUGCUUUCCUUGGUACAGUGUUGUGUCAUGUGCAACUGGAUCUGGAUUGUGAUCAGUACCUAAAGAUGUUGAGAUUGAAGCUCCUAGAGCUGCAUCAGUCUCUCUCUGGAAUUUAAACAUUCUGGAAUUUCAUUGGCCAAUCCUUUUGAACCUCUAGAAUAAGAAUAAGUUCCAUUUAAGUAUUUACAAUCAAACACUUGUUUUUUUAGCACUCUUGGCAGUUAAAAGAUUAAGUAUAUUGCAAGCAUUCUCCUAUGAAUCUCUUGUAAAGGGAAUGUUGUUAUCGUUUUUGCCCUAGAUCUGAGACUGAUGUUAAGGCUAAAUAAGAAUUCCAAAUUGUCUCUUUAGUGGGGAAGGAAGAGGAAACACUUCUCUGUCCUGUGAUGGUAUUUAAAAUUUAUUUAGGUAGGGUUUUUUGGUUUUAGAAAAACAUCUUGGUCAAAGAAUGUGAUGCCCUUGACAUUUAUUAAACUAGGGCAUGGGAACUAGUUCCAUACCUUUUACCUUUAUUGAAGGUAAGCAGUCAUAAUGUAAGAGCAGUUGCUAGUUCAUUGAGUUUUAUGGCAAAUUUGUUGCAUGAGGAUGUGAUUAUAAUGCGGCAUAACUGAAGUGCAAUUCGGUUUUUGCCACUCACUACCCUAAUUACAGAGAAUUUUAGUUUGUUAUUAGUAUUGGGCAAAGCCUUUUCCUGAACUGAAGAAAGAGCAAUCUUUUAGGCUCCUUGUUUUAAAUCCCAGGUUUUGAUAUUUUGGAGAGCAAUAAGGUACAUACUAUAUAGUAUUGUAUGAGAGCAUACCUUUAUAUCAUUAAGGUAUGCUCUGUUAUUUUUUGGGCUUUGGGACCCAGGCACAAGGGCCUCUUCACACCACUUUCAUUUCAUUCUGGGUGAAAUUGAAGUGGUUUUUUUCUGCAAGGCUGCUCUUUGCUGCUUUUCAAAAGAAAUCCAAAUUCUACCAGUAGUAAGAUCCAAAAAGGAUUCCAGGUCUAGUGAGAAUGUUUUGGGUUUCAUGCAAGAAACCUUUAGCUCAACUGGCUGAGCAGAUUUUGUCUAGCUACACUACCCACCAUCCUCUUCUCAGUGUGGGAAUUGGCUAUCUUAAACUGUAGGUAAGGUUCAUCUGAAAUACUAUAAAUUUUCAUAAUAAAGUUUAUUAUUUGGAUACUUACCUAUUGGUAAACUGAAUCUGACCUAUCCUCCCCAAUACUUAGCAGGCUGUCCAGGAGAAUUCUGACAAAAGUUAGAAUAUUUGAAACGCACCUGGUAGAAAACAGGUGUACUAGAAAGUCAUCCAGAUAGCUAUACAAUUUGCUUUUCAGCGAGCAGAUAUGAGCUAUCUUUAAUUGUAGGUAUGUAUCCAAAUAAUAAAUAUGAUUAUGAAAAUUUUAAUUCAUUUGUCCACACUGACCAAAAAGGAUGCAUAAAAUGAAGAUCUUCUCUAUUUAACAUUUACUGCUGUCAAAGAUCAGCAAUGAUCACAGCAAAAUUAUGAUAAAUGCUCAAAAUAAGUGUAAUUUGAGAAGAUGCUUGUAAUGAUCAUUUAGCACAAAACCCAUAUAAACAACUUGAUACUAAGUUAACACUAUGAGACUGCAAAGUAUCAUCCUCUUGCUGCUUGCCACACAAUAUUAACUUUCACAUAUUGCAUGCUUAUUAGGGAUCUUUAGUGUUUACCCAGUAACUAUAUUUUGUUUGUCUUGAGAGUCUUCCAAUGAUGGGAAAAGUGGUUUAAUAUGUUUAAGGUUUAGUGUAUGUGAACAGACCUUGUUGUAUUUGUGGGUUGUUAUUAUCAAAAUAAAUUUUCAUUACAGGGUGUAAUUUUAGCAUUACAGAAUCAUGGUUAUUUAUUGUAAAUAAAAAUCUGCAGCAAUAAGUGCUCAACUGUGUUUCCUUACUGAAGUUAUAGUACACUACUUGGUGCAGUAAACUAACACCAAGUUUGCAUUAAGCACCACUCAUUUACAGGUAUAAGCACAUUUUUUUUAUUUUUACCUAUGCUGUUAUAUUUUGUCACUGAUCAAUUUUUAUACCACAAGAUCAUUCCCUCCCACUAUACUCUGUUUUUUUCCAUCUGUCCAUCUGCCUGUGGUGUUUUCGCAUGGUAACACUGCGUCCCGGGCUUUAAAUAGUUACAAUAUGUGUAAGUUUUAGGUAAAUAAAACGAUAUCUGGAUGUACAUUUACAAAUGAAAAGUGUUUUAAUAAUUUACUGUAUGCGAAUUACACCGUUAAUAUUCGAAAUAGGAUAUUAUUUAAAGCCCGGGACGCAGUGUUACCAUGCGCAAACACCACAGGCGGAUGGACAGAUGGAAAAACGCAGAGUAUAGUUAUGGUACCUCACUAGAUUAUGAGAAUUCACUUUUUAUACAGAGAUCAUUAGAGAGAGUUUUCAGGCUAUUGGUAAUUACUAUUGUAGUUUAAUGAGUGAGAUAUAUCCCGUCAUGUGCAGCUUUUAUAGUUAAGGAUAAAGGCAGCAUAAUACAGUAAAUGUACUAAUUAAAGAUGGUUGAAAAAUCCAA